Pseudo-nitzschia multistriata is the source of this 2379-nucleotide messenger RNA. The record is from the annotation of a GenBank genome assembly. NCBI's taxonomy places the organism in Eukaryota, Bacillariophyta, Bacillariophyceae, Bacillariales, Bacillariaceae.
AACGUACAGUAUGGUAACGGUAUGUACUCGUACGUACCUGCGCCAUGCGGGGGGGAACCGUACGGUACGUAGUACGUACGUGUACUUGUAGAGUACAAGAAGCGGUGUAGAAGCUAAGAGUAGGAGUAAGGUACUAGAAGUACUUCGUACCAUUUUAUGCCUUCACUUUAGUCGUGCUAGUCCGCUGUACCGAACUAAACUACUAACGUACUUAAUGAUGUUAUUAUAAUACAGCAUGGAUCCGGCUUUUCAAUCAUGAAUGCCAUCCAAAAACAAGCUCAGUAGAACCCUGUAGACUUUCUACCAGGACAUUUUGAAGUUCAUAACUUCAAAUCGAAGUUUAGAACUUGAAAUUACUAUUAGUAGUACCGGUACUUGUUGCUCUUUUUCGAGACCGGUUUCAAUUGUUACGAAACGCGUAGUAUCGUAGGUACGUAACUAUCCAUGCGCGUAAAAAUCUGUCGCGAUCUAGCCGGGACCGUACUGGCCUGGGGUGCAUGGGCUAUGAUAAGGGUAAAUACAGUAAGUACCGUACCAACCACAGCAAUACAGCACAGAACACAGUACCGUACGGUAUGUAAUGCACUUGGAAUAUUGUCUUUGAGUCAUUACUGUAUUUAUUUUUAGUUAGGGACACAUUGUAAGGUGAACAAUGUUCUUGUGACUAAUUCUACCGAAAUGACCAGAAUUCUCACGACAUACCAACGUAUGGCACAGGUUCUCCAAGCAAAUCGUUGUGAAGAAGGUUGUGCUAGUAGGUGCAUGAGAGUUGUUGGAUUGCAAUUACGAGUUAGGAAGUACGAUUAGCAGGUCGAUUGUGAUUCUGUGGUUUUUAAUGUCCCAAAAGGGACAGUUACUGGUGAAUUGAACGAUACGUACUCCUAGUACUGUUACGUACGGUAGUGGUAUUCGCCAUCUCAACAGGACGAGUAGUAGAAACAACGACGUAAAGUAAUCGCGUGCUUCACAACUUGUAGAAACAGCGAUUGAUGGUCUCUUUUCUUUCACCCUGACGCGAAACAAAAAUCGAAUUUGCAGAUCUUGAGCGUACCUGGUACCGUACCACAGACGAAACGACUAUCUAUCUGUCACAACACUGUUCCACUCCUCCCCUACAACUAAGUACUCUUAAAAUGAUAGUUUCGAUCCUUUCGUCACCUCUCGUAGCGGUUGUUGCGUUCAUGAACAUCGCGUAUACUACGGGUUCCUUAAACAUUUAUGGACACGAACUCGCGUCGUGCUCUCAGAAUGGGGUAGGUGCAUUCUCCCUUGUUACCGCUGGCCUUCUUUCUUUGUUUUUCUGCGAAGCGAUGGAAUGAAAAGGCAAUAUUUUGGUUUGAAACUACAACCGAAGACAAAAAACGUCUGGUGACCCAUUCAAUUCAGAAUUGGCUUGAUUUUUUCGUUUGUUCCACCAUCCACUCGUCGCUCACCCCCAUGACUUUGUUGCACCAAACGAACAAAACUCACCGAAUCACGACACGUGAACACAUUGCUAUGCACAGAUGGCUCUGACAGGAUUUAUGCGGGACGGCUAUUGUGUCGAGGAGGAGGACGACGAGGGAUCGCACCAUAUUUGCAUCGACCUCAGUAGCACUACGGGGGGAAAUUUUUGCCAGGUGACAGGGCAGGACAACUGGUAAGCUAGCGAGGGAGCGACCAAACAAUGGUACCGUGGUCAAUGCGUGGCGUAAUGUCGUCUGAUGGUUGGUCCGUAUACACGGAGUCAAUCCCACCAACACAUGCAAUGCAAUACCUAUGUGGUGGUUCUUUCCCACUUUGUUUUUAUCCAUUUCUCGCUCACGCAUCGCACAUACCACGGAACAAUCCACCCAUUGGCGGAUCAUCCCCCAUUGUGUCGUUUUUUUCCUUUUUCAGGUGCAACAACAGCGAAGAAUGCCACGGAGACAGCAGCAGCACCUGCCCCAUUCAGAACUGGUGCGUCUGCCAGUGGGCCUUUGCGACCUACAUCAAGAAGGCCGGGGGCUGCGAUCAGAUCCAGGACAUUGUGUGCGAAGCAAUCAACAUGGAGGCACUCUAUGCCUACGGGGAGAAAAGAGAAACAGACGAAGACAUCGAUGCCGCCUUCGACUGCAUCGAACGACGAUGUUUCGGCUAGGGUUUCCAACAAACCGUCCCUCGAGACAAGUCCAGCUCAAUACCAUUCUCCCCUUGGAGCGGCAACAGAUAGAAGGCGCACACCAAGUGUGAAUUUGCACGAGAGAGAUCGCCUUGUACCCCUCGCACAACUGAAAUAUCUGGAAGACACACUAAUGUAUAUUUGUGUGGAGGCUAGAAUUUCGGCAUCCAUCGAUAGACUUCUUGCAUGGGUCUUUCAAAAAUUACGUACAACAGUAGCAAUAACAAUAACAAUAACAA